GUUCUGCAGCGACCGUUGGCCAGAUUACACGCGGCUUGCCGUUUGGUUGAAGAUAAAAAUAUCUCAGAUCGAGGUGCUCAGGCACACACAUACACGCACCCACGAUCUGGUUUAGAUUUUCACCAUACGAUAGCAGAGCCACCCACCUGGCUAUCCCAGCCCCGCGAUCAGGUCUGAUCAACAACAUCAGUGGGUUUUUUCUACGAUCGAAGUCUCUCGCAAAUAAUUACUCGAGCGUGUCUGUGAAGUCUGUGUGUGAAUAUAAAUUUUUGUGAACACCGUCCACAUUAUCUUCUAGUUCGAAGCUUACCAGCUGUCAGUUUAAGCACCUAGGAUGCAAGUUUGGCUGGGAACAACUUAACGUGUAACUCCAAGAAAGUGUUAAAUCGUGUAGAGCUGCUGCUCGAAAGGUGAAAGUUAGUGGAAAAAGAAAUUCCGAAAUCGGGGCUUGGCUGUGUGCAGAGCCAGCUUCAGGUUCCAGAGUGCCGCGAAGAGAAUGCAAAAAAUGCUGAGCAAUACCAUACAAUGUUUACAGCGCAAUUGAUACAAAGUGUUUCGACGUGAGUUGCUUAGAAGUGUACCAAUCGAACUAAUUGAUUCACUUUGACGUAAACAUUGCGCGCCAAACGCAGCCCCAGCCGAAAUCUUGCCGGAAUCGAGAGUCAUCGAAAUGCGAAUUUAUUACCAUCAGUAGCCGAUUAUUACGUGAAUCCAGGGUCAUUAUCAACCGUCGAUCGGACGGAAGAAAUAACGAAGACGCGUGGCAAGUAAGGUGUUUUUGCAACCGCACAGUAAUCGGUCGAUGGUUCGCUGCUAUUCGGCGUUGGAAUCGUCCUGUGCCAAAAUCAGUCCGACUAUACCAGGAAUAACAUGUGAUAAUCGUAGGCUAAUGACUAGCGAUCGUAACUGUGAUACCGAUAUAUCAUCAUUGGGACGGAUUUUUGUGAUCAGUAGUUCGGGUCCCUGUGCGAGUGUGUGUGUUUAUAUUUAAGUGGAAAAAGUCUUCGCAGUUCCCGUAGAUAGUGUAGCGGAGCCUUAUUCUAGAAUUAAACGCCAAGUUACAAAAGUGUUAGUUUACCAAAAUGAAGCUUUCGAAGUAUAUUGACUGGUUACAAAUUCGCGCCCUACUUAAAAAGGACUACCUGGUGCGGAUAAGACAGCCGUGGAUGACAAUCGUUCAGUACCUGUGGCCCAGUUUGAUCUUCCUGUCGCUGUACAUCCUGAGGAAUCGCUUCGGGGCGGAAGAGAUAGCCGACUGUCAGUUUCCGACCCGGCAGCUGCAGAACAAUGGCAUUCUACCGUUCUUUCAGUCGUACGUGUGCACCAUCGAGAACGACUGCAGUAGUGCGCAGCACUUCGAGAUGUCCGGCUCCUACGAACGCGCUCCCGUAACCCCCAUACUGGACAUUAUUCAGAUCUUCCUAGACACUCCCGCGAUCUACGAUCCGGUGAUAAAGCUACCGCAGGAAAAGAAUCUUAUCGGAACGGUACUUUCUAUCGUGACAAGCUCGCGAUUUAAGGAAAUUGAACAAAAGGCCGACCGGUUAGUCAGUAUGUUCCCGGAGAUCCAAGCCAUGGUUGGAAGCGAUUUCAACAUCGAAAAACUAUUCGCUGACGAUCGGAUGUUUUCCAGCUCGGGCAAGAUCUUGUGUGGCAAACCGUUCCCGAGAAGUGACAAUAUUCGCUUCAUCAAUAACGUACUGUACUCGCAGGAUUUUAGCGGAGCGGAUCCGGACGAAAUAGCGGCCUUACCGACGGCGUACUGUAAGCAACUGUAUCGGGAUGUUACGAACAGUAACAAUGGCAAGAUCACCUGGAAAACGCUGAAGCCCAUUCUGCAGGGUAAGAUUCUGUAUGGGCCGUCGAACGAGAGGAACGAUGAAAUCGUGAAAUUUGCGAACCAAACCUUCAUUGAUAUGGGUCGACUUGGAGAUUUUUUCAAAGCUCUAAGUACUACAGUGCAACUAUUGCACACGGAUGAUUCGUUCAGAGCAAGCUUUGUGAAUCUCAUCGAGCUAGCGAAGUCUCCCAUAGUACAGACAAUUACCGGGGGUAAUGUCAACAUAGACCUAAUCGAAUCUCUCCUGAAUGGAAUUCUCAACGAAGAAACUGUUGCUCAAUUUCUCACAACGAUCAGCAACAUUUUCGAGUGCUUCUCCACGGAUCGUUUUGUGCCGGUUGCCUCGGAAGCUGCCCUGGAGGACGAAGCCUUCAAGCUCAAUCAGAAAAAGUUGUUCUUCGCUGGAUUGGUUUUCGAAAAUAGUACAAUCUCGAAUCAAAUUCCGUACAAAAUUCGAAUGCGAACGGAUGACACUCCGGUUACGAUCGAGAAUCGGAAUAGAUUCUGGUUUCCCGGACCAGAGUCAAGUUUCGAGCUAGAUAUGCGCUACCAUCGAGGGUUUAUUCAGAUUCAGCAUGCUGUUGAUGUGGGUAUAAUAAAAGCAAUGAAGCGAGAGAAAGUUGAAGCAGAGAGAGCAAUGGCGGUAAGUUCGUCUUCCGAAAUGGGCUUUGGAUUCGGUGAUUUGGAUGCAGAUGAUGAAAAUGAUGAGUCAAACGAAAGCACGACAUCCGCCACCACCACUACCACGCAGGAUCUUGAUUCAUUGUAUGCCAAUCUGAGCAAACAGGUUACCAUUUCUCAGUCAGAUUUGGAGAAAUUUAGCAACAAAUCCGCCCUGGAAGAUUACUUAAAUUUUGAUGAUGAUGAAGAACGGGAUGAGGUGGACGAAGAAGAAGCGCUUCCCAGCAACGCAACUAGCUCUACUAACGCUACGGCACCGACUCGCGUUCGCCGGAGGCGUGCGCCUCAGUUUGGUUUGCUGAGUCUGUUGCUUGGUGGUGGCUCCGGAAAGAAGAACGAUGAGAUCCGCUACGAUGUUACUAAUGAGAGGUUUUAUACUAAGGAGUUUCCGUAUCCGAAAUACGUGAAAGAUAACUUUAAGAAAGGUUUGUACUUAGCGCAGUCUAUACAGAUGUGCUUCUUUAUGGCACUGAUUGUGCACGUUUCCAACUCCGUUCGGCAAAAGAUCUGGAUGAAAGAAAGUGGCAAUAUUAUGUUAAUGCGUUCAAUGGGCCUUAAAUCCAACUCGGACUCCAUUUCCUGGGCAAUAACGACGAUGGUCGAGCUUUGCAUCGUAUUUGUGCUAAGUCUUAUCAUAUUGUAUUGUGGUGGAAUACUGCUACAUUCCAGCAAAUUAUUCCUUUUUGUGUACCUUCUGGUGUUCGGUGUCUGCUUGAUGGCGUUCUGUUACAUGUGUUCAAUGUUUUUCGCCUCCGCCAGUAUUGGAUCCGUUUCGACGGUUAUUCUGUUUCUUGCGACAUUCCUACCGUACAUUAUAAUCAUUUCGCUGGGAGCUGUGCUGAGUACCGGGUGGAAAUUUGUGGCGAGUUUGUCGUUUUCAACGGCCUUUUGUUAUGCUUGGCGCCAUAUUAUGCGCAUGGAACUGCAAUAUCGCAGUGCUGACUUCGUUACCGCUUUUAGCGGUUCGAUUGACGAAAACGACAUGAUGUUUGGGAUAUUCAUGAUGCUGCUAGAUACUGUGAUCUACUAUUUGAUAGGAUUAAUAUAUGAAAAAUUCACGAACGAGGAUACAACAUUCCAUCAAGUAAACAGAGCAAAGCUGGACAAAAACGUGGGCGCCGAGUUGCGCAACGUCGAUGUCAUCUACGAAAACAAUAAGAAAGCUCUGAAUAAUGUAUCGAUAACGUUCAAAAGAGACGAGGUCACGUGUCUACUUGGCCGCAACGGUGCCGGAAAAAGUACCAUCAUAAAACUUUUAACCGGUCAGAUCCUGCCAGUAGAAGGCGAUGUUCAGCUCCCACUGGACUACGACCUCAUAUCCGGACUGCGCAACAAUGCUGAAAAGAUUGGCUUGUGCUCACAAAAUAAUAUCCUCAUUCCUAACAUGACUACCAAAGAACAUCUGCAGCUGUAUGCUCGAAUCAAACUAACCAAGGGCUUUGAAACGGAAAUUCAACGUACGCUGGACAACCUGAAGAUGGGUAAAUAUCAACACUAUCAUGCCUCCGAACUAUCCGGAGGCUUCAAGCGUAGGUUAUGCAUAGCUAUAGCCUUCCUCGGAUCUCCCAAUCUGGUAAUUCUGGACGAACCGUGCAGCAGUGUCGAUACCAAAGCUAGGAAGUACAUUUGGGAGUUGAUUCAAACGCUGCGAAAGGACCGGGCCGUCAUCUUGGCAACGCAUCACCUCGACGAAGCAGAAUCGUUGAGUGAUAAAGUUGUUGUGCUGGAAAAUGGUAAGGCAAUCCUGGAGCAAAGCCACGAGGAGUUGAAAAAUCGUUUCACUAACACCCUGUAUGUGGAUAUCGCCCUCAAGGGUCUGAGCGACAACGAUAGGGCCGGUGUUAUAACCGAAAUCAGUCUGACGUUAGAUCGACAGGAAAAUGUUCGGUACGAGGUGUCCAAGUUACCAGGGAAUAAACUUCAGUACAAAAUCGAGUACACCGGAAGCAAUCCUUCUGAUGUGGACUUACAACCCCUAUUCAACCAACUGAACCAGUUUCAAGAGAAAACCCUAAUUCUCAGCUACGACCUGAAGAAUGAAAAUCUUUUGAACAUUUUCAACGACGUUAAUUCGCGCGAAAUAAUUCCGUCCAAAAUUACCGAACCGGAAAUUAUGUCCGCAAAUGGUUUGCACGAAUCCAAACCCAUCGAACGGCAGCAAAGCACCCGCCAGAUAUUACAGAGCCUGUUGCGUAAGCGCUUCCUGCAUUUCCGUCGCAAUUAUCGAUUGCUUAUCUGUCUGCUGGUCCUCCCAACGCUGUUCGAAAUAAUCGCCAUGUUCUUUAUGACGAUCCGUCCACCUGGUGAAUACGAUGUUGCGCUUAAUCUCUCCCGCCAGUUGUAUGCCGGCUCCGCUGAAUUUUAUUCCAGAAACGGCAACGGAACUGCCUACGAACAGCAAAUCGACGCAAACAUUCUAGAAUACUGUAGCAAUGCCAAUUGCUACAAAUUCAAUAGCUCUGAGGAUGCUUUCCGGUGGCUACUGCGAACUACUUCCGAAUUCGUGGAACGGCGGUAUGGGGGAUUGACUAACCAGAAGGAGAACCAUUUCGUUUGGUAUAAUAACAAAGGCUAUCACUCCAUGCCGGUUUGGCUGAAUAUGCUCGAUACGGCCAUCCUGCAGGCAGAACUGGGUAAUGACAGCUAUAGUAUUAGUACCGUCAACCAUCCGUUGCAAAUCGAAGAAGAUGAACUAACCUUAUCGUCCAUUCUACAGCAGGUUGCCGACGCUGGAAUUUCGCUGAUUCUUUUGCUGUCAUUCAGUUUGGUCCUCGCUGGAGCUUCCGUUUACAUUGUUAGCGAACGAACUCGCGGGGAGAAGAUGCAACAACGACUUGCCGGAGUGAAACUGCGUCAUUACUGGGGCGUGGCCUACUUGUGGGAUGCUAUGAUAUACCUGAUCGCCGUAGCCCUUGCGGUAAUCGUCUUUCUCACCUUCGGCAUUCCAGCAUACGUCGACCGAGAUCAACUGUGCGGUGUAUGCCUGCUGCUGAUAUUCUACGGGUUCGCUUCCAUUCCAGCUGUGCAUUUGUUCGAAAAGUUGUUCAAUGAUGCCAGCUUUGCAAAUAUGUCCCUAUUCUGUCUGAACGUGAUCACCGCUCUAGGAACGCUGACGAUCAUCAUUAUGUUCGACGUUCUCGGGGAAUCGGAUACGGCCGAGCAUUUCCGCAACUUCCUCAAUCGGGCAUUCCUAAUCUUCCCGCAGCACGCUCUUGCCGAUGGUCUGAUUGAACUAUCCAAAAAUUACAUUCAAGCAGCAAUCUUCAAGAGGUACUACAUCGACACCUACAAACCGCUGACGACUUUGCUACAGCCUCACCUAAUCGCCCUGGCCACCAUGGGAAUUACGUUCAUGAUUCUUAACACUAUCAUCGAAAAGAAGGUCCUUCAAAAAUUCUUUCUUGAGGUGGAAUCCUCCCAUAUGCCGGUUUACGAGCUGAAAACGGUUUGCUCGGAGGAAACCAUCAUAAACGGCAACGGGAAGAAAAAAUCCCUGACGGCUGAUCAGAUUCUUUCGGUGGAUCACUUGACCAAACGAUAUCGCCAGGGAGAUGCGGUUGUAAAUGACGUUUCCUUCAAGAUCCACUACGGCGAGUGCUUCGGUUUGCUUGGAACUAAUGGGGCCGGUAAAUCGACUAUAUUUUCGAUUCUAUCCGGCGAGAAGCUGCAGAGCAGCGGAAGUUUCUGUUUCUUUUCUUCGAAUGGUUUAUCAUACUGCCCGCAGAGCGAUUUCCUAGAUCCACUGCUUACUGUUGAGGAGGUCAUCGAUUUCUACGGCAAGCUGCGAAACGUUGAGAACAUCGAUAAGCUGGUGAUCGAAACUCUUCGCGAGUAUAACCUGGAACCGUACAAGCGUCUGCUGGUGAGAAAUCUAAGCGGCGGUAAUCGGCGCAAACUGUGCGUGGCUGUGGCUUGCUACGGAAACACCGACAUUAUCCUGAUGGAUGAACCUACAAGCGAUAUGGAUCCAGUUACACGUGCUAUCGUGUAUCGCACUAUCGAGCGACUAAACAGCCAGAACCGCUCGAUUCUACUUACAUCUCACAGCAUAUCGGAAAUCGAUCACAUCUGUCAAAGGAUAGCGAUCCUAAAAGACGGUCACCUGCUGACGGUGGACACACCAGAAAACCUUACCGAACGAUACGGUAACAGUUAUCUGAUCACCAUUCACUUAGAGGAAAACCGUGAAGUCGAUCUAAUUCGGAUGAUCAAACGCGAGUUCAACAUCAGCCAGGAAUUGGUUCACAACAAAAACUCGCUCCAGUUCGUGUGCAAGGUGCAGCCGGAGCGAAAGCAUACCGGUGCUGAGAAGCUGCACAAAAACAGCCAGGUUACUAUCAACCUGAACAACAACACAAUAGAUUCCAGCCCGGCGCUGGCGAGUAGCAAUAGUGCUCUAGUUUUAAAACUUCACCAGUUUGCACAGAACAACAGGCUGCGGUACACGGUGACGAGGUGUUUGUUAGAUCAGGUGUUUGAAACUGUCCUGCAAAAUCACGAGGAGGAACACACCAACGCGGGAUUCGUUGAACAGUGAUACAGUGAUCCUUAUCCGCUCAAUUCCUUACAACAAAAAUAAGUUACUUACUGUUAAGCUGGUUUCUAGAAUAAAACUAUGGACUUAUACUAA
Wyeomyia smithii (pitcher-plant mosquito) is the source of this 7151-nucleotide messenger RNA. It is a transcript of the gene ldd, whose product is annotated as ATP-binding cassette sub-family A member 13. NCBI's taxonomy places the organism in Eukaryota, Metazoa, Arthropoda, Insecta, Diptera, Culicidae. The record is from RefSeq and is a predicted model, not a curated record. Gene Ontology annotation, biological process: lipid transport; transmembrane transport. The transcript is spliced from 19 exons. Gene Ontology annotation, cellular component: membrane; intracellular membrane-bounded organelle. Gene Ontology annotation, molecular function: ATP binding; ABC-type transporter activity; lipid carrier activity. The coding region runs from base 1083 to 7058 and encodes 1991 amino acids.